CUCAUCUCAAAGAAGCAUUGGAAGAAUAUAUGGCAAUGUUAAAAGUUGUCAAAAUUGUUCGUACUAAACAACGUGAAGGAUUGAUUAGAGCAAGAAUGAUUGGUGCAGAACAUAGUACUGGGAAAGUUCUAGUGUUUCUAGAUUCACAUAUUGAAUGUACCACAG
Schistosoma turkestanicum is the source of this 165-nucleotide messenger RNA. The record is from the annotation of a GenBank genome assembly. Lineage: Eukaryota; Metazoa; Platyhelminthes; Trematoda; Strigeidida; Schistosomatidae.